AUGCUAACGGUGUCUGACUGGUACUUCGCAGGCGCCUUGAAUCCCGAAACGCGGGAGCUCCAGACUGCUCUCAUGAACAAAAAAUUGGCAAGUACAGUGUUUCCACAUCUACUAGAAGAAUGUCUGGGUAUGAGAGAGCUGAAGCAAAUCCAUGCUUCUGCUAUUACCCACGGUCUUGCUCGAUUCGCCUAUAUCGCUAGCAAAAUUCUGGCUUUCUGUGCUAAAUCAGAACACAAGGAUUUGCCCUAUGCGGAGACGCUUUUCAAUCACAUGAUGACGCCCAAUGUCUUUGAUUUUAAUUCUAUGAUAAUGGGUUUCUCGAGUAAUUCAGAGUUCGACAAGGUUUUCUCUAUUUUCAACCGAAUGCCUGGACUUGGCGUACGUCCUAAUGCUCGAACUUUCACUUUUGUGGUCAAAUCAUGCGUUUCUUGUCUUUACUUGAACAGCCUUAUCAGUGGUUAUUGUGACAAUGGUUUGGUCAAUGAAGCUCGGAAUUUAUUUGACGCAAUUCCUCAAAGAAAUGAUGUUUCCUAUAGUGCAAUGGUAUCUGGAUACGUCAAGAAUGCUUUCUUCAAUGAGGGAAUUGAGCUCUUUCGCGAGAUAAAGAAUUCCGGAAAUCGAAGCCGAAUAAGUCUCUUUUAG
Neltuma alba is the source of this 642-nucleotide messenger RNA. Its product is annotated as pentatricopeptide repeat-containing protein At1g08070, chloroplastic-like. The transcript has 2 exons. Gene Ontology annotation, biological process: RNA modification. Bases 1 to 642 code for a protein of 213 amino acids. Lineage: Eukaryota; Viridiplantae; Streptophyta; Magnoliopsida; Fabales; Fabaceae. Gene Ontology annotation, molecular function: protein binding; RNA binding. The record is from RefSeq and is a predicted model, not a curated record.